This is a messenger RNA of Rotaria sp. Silwood1, 1902 nucleotides long. NCBI's taxonomy places the organism in Eukaryota, Metazoa, Rotifera, Eurotatoria, Philodinida, Philodinidae. The record is from the annotation of a GenBank genome assembly.
AUGAUUGGUGAUAAUAAUUCAAUAAUAAAAGAAGAUGAAAUCAAUGAUUUGUCAAUAACAAAAACGAAUAAUGAAACAAUUAUUAAACGUAAUGAUGAUUUAUAUAAAUCAUCAAAUAAACGUAAACAAAUUAAACCAAAUCGACUUACUAAUGAUGAUGAAGGAAUUCCGACUGAUUUAACCAAUGGUCAAUCAUCACCAUCUGAUGAUCUUGAACAACAACAAUAUUCACCAACAAAACAACAAGAAGCUUAUUGUAGUUUAUGUGAACGUUCAUUUUGUAAUAAAUAUUUUCUUAAAACACAUUAUGCAAAAAAACAUGGUGGACUUAAUCUUAUAUCUCCAUUAUCAAUAGAAUCAAAUAAUAAUAAUAAUCAAAUAUUAUCACCAUCAUCACCAAAUCUAUCCAAUGAACAACCAUUACCAUUAAUUGUUAAUCAAAAAUUAAGUGAAGAUUAUUGUGAAAUUUGUCAAAAACGUUUUUGUAAUAAAUAUUAUCUUCGUAAACACAAGGGUGAAUGUCAUGGUGUCUAUACAGAUUAUAUAAAAUCAUUACAAAAAAGUGCUAAUGAAAGCCCGGUCAAAAAUAAUAAUACUAGUCGACCUAUGCAAGUACCAUCUAAUACUUCAAAUAUGCUUUUAAUAAAUCCAUUUUAUCUUCCAUCAACAACUACAACAGAUAUUAAACCAAUUUUUCCUACAAUAACAUCAUCACCACCAUUAAAUAAUUUACCAAAAAUUGAUACAACAAAAAUUUCUUCACAACGAACUAUUCGUCGUUGUAAUGUAUGUCAACAAGAAUUUCGAAAUAAAGCUCUUUUACGUAUGCAUAUGAAUACAUUUCAUUCAAAUGAAACAAAUAAAAAAAAAAAUCUAAAUUUAAAUUUAAAUAAUGAUAAUAAUAAUAAUAAUAAUAAUAAUAAUUCUAAAUCAAAUAUAAAACAAUCAACAACACCAACAUUACCAAUAUCACCAUCAAAUAAUUUAGGAUUUUUACAACCAUAUGUUGAUACAACUAGUCCACUUGCACAUAAACUUGUUACUGGUCAAACAUCACAAACAUCAUAUGGUAUUCUUCAUGAUUCAUAUUUUUGUGCAAAAAUGGCUGAUCGUGUUGUUUGUGAAAUAUGUAAUAAACAAGUUUGUAAUAAAUAUUUUCUUAAAACACAUAAAGCUAAAGUACAUGGAAUAAUUAAUGGAACAAAUAAUAAUUCAAAUGGAAAUAUUGAUAAUAUACCAUCAACUAUAAUAUCAACAAAUAGUUUACAACAAACAUUAUCAACAGAUGUAAUUAAAUCACCAACAAUAGAAAAUCAUCAAGAUGAACUAAUAGAGAAUGAUACUGAACGUACAUCGCCUGAAUUAAAUGAUAUCAAUGAAUCAAAUAUUGAAAAUCCAGAUACAUAUUGUUCUAUAUGUAAAAAAGAUUUUUCAACAAAAUAUUUAUAUUUUUUUCAUAUGCAAACAAUACAUAAUGAUACAUCUGAUCCAACUUAUAAAACAUUAAUACAAUUUAUGAAAGCAGCUACAACAAUGAAUGAACAAUCUGUACAAAAUCCAUUUUUAUCUUUAGCAACAACUCUUGGAAAUCAAUCAGUAAAUAAAAUUGAACAACAACAACAACAACAACAACAAGAGAGUGAAGAUGAAUCUGAUGGUAAUAUUGAACAAUUAAAACGUAAAAGAAGUUUAAGUCAAUCAUCAACAGAUUCAAAUAAACGAAUAAAUUCAUUAACAGAAACUAAUGGUGGUUUACAACCAUUUUUACUUGAAAGUGAAGAUCCAAAAUUUGCACAUACAUUUGUUCCUUGUAUGGUUUAUUUACCUGUUAUACGACGAGUCACAAAACAAGUCAAAAUUAAUUUACGAUUAAAACCUGUUUUAGCUGACGUUUCUUCUUAA